AUGUCAAAAACAACUAUUGUAUUUUAUCAAAUUAUAAAUGAUAAAGAAGAUAAAAAUUCACAAAAUGCCUUUUAUAUUUCUAAGCCAUUAAAUGCAAUUACAUUAUAUGAUAUUAAAAAUGAAUUUCCGUUAAUAGGAACAUAUCAUUUCAGAUUUAAAAUUCUUUAUAAUAACACUCAUGUGUGGGUAGAUAUUAAUGAUGAUUCUUCUUCCAUUCCUAGUUUGAAUUCUUGCAUAUAUGCAAAAGUGUUGAGAUUAAGUUGGCUGGAUCACAGAAAAGAAAAGGGAAAUUUAAACGAAAAAAAUUCAAGUGGACGAGAUUAUACAAAAUCAUAUAAGAGCGACAAAGCAAUUGCCGGAGUAAAAGAAAAAAAUACAAAUGAUAAUAUUGAGAUUAAUAAAUCAAAAAGUAAUAUUGACAUGCUUUUAUUUGAAACUACAUCAAAUAAAUCUACUAAUGCCAACAUAAGCAAGAGAAAUGAUGACACAAAAGAUCAAAAUUAUUUUGAUUUAAUGUUUAAUUAA
Messenger RNA from Plasmodium relictum, 525 nucleotides. Its product is annotated as conserved Plasmodium protein, unknown function. Lineage: Eukaryota; Apicomplexa; Aconoidasida; Haemosporida; Plasmodiidae. Bases 1 to 525 code for a protein of 174 amino acids. The transcript is spliced from 4 exons. The record is from RefSeq and is a predicted model, not a curated record.